CGCCGCCGCCUCCUCCUCCUUGCCCGAGCGGCUAGCUGCGAGGAGGCGUAACGGAAAGCCUCGGCGUGGGGAAGGCUGCGAGCUCGGAGCCAGAGACGCGGAGCCGGGGCCGGGUCAGCGGGGAAGCAGACUCUUGAAUUCACAGCUGGCCUAUGGUUUUGCCUCUUGUUACAGAGCACUCACACAGGUGGCAUUUUUCUGAAGUUGUUCAUUGACACUUCCCAGCAUUUCUGCAGAUAAAAUAGGUGAGGCCGCGCUCCGAGCCCGGACAUGGCAGCAUGACGGCCUGGGACCGCGCUGCCAGAGGCCGGCCAGGAGGAGCCCCCGGCUGCGGGAGCGAGCGCCCGGAGCAGCGACUGCUUCCUGAGGCCGCCUGAGCCUCCUUCCCCACCCGCCGGCUGUUACUGUUCACCCCGUGGAGUCCUGACUUCUCCGCCUGCAACUUCAAUAUGUGUCAUGUUAUUGUCACCUGUCGCUCCAUGCUCUGGACCCUCCUGAGUAUCGUGGUGGCUUUCGCAGAGCUCAUCGCCUUCAUGAGCGCCGACUGGCUCAUCGGCAAAGCCAAGAGUCUCAGCGGCGCCGAGCCGGACGAGCAGAGCGGAGGCCGGUCGGAGCCCUACCACCCGACCCUGGGCAUCUACGCCCGCUGCAUCCGCAACCCCGGCGUGCAGCACGUGCAGCGGGAGACGCUGUGCGGGCCCUACGCCGAGAGCUUCGGCGAGAUCGCCAGCGGCUUCUGGCAGGCCACCGCUAUCUUCUUGGCCGUGGGCAUCUUCAUUCUCUGCACUGUGGCCUUGGUGUCCGUCUUCACCAUGUGUGUGCAGAGCAUCAUGAAGAAAAGUAUUUUCAACGUGUGCGGGCUGCUGCAAGGGAUCGCAGGUUUGUUCCUGAUCCUGGGUCUGAUACUCUACCCGGCCGGCUGGGGCUGCCCAAAGGCCGUAGGCUACUGUGGACACUAUGCGUCAGCCUAUAAGCCCGGAGACUGCUCCUUGGGCUGGGCCUUUUACACCGCCAUCGGGGGCACGGUCCUCACCUUCAUCUGUGCUGUCUUCUCCGCCCAAGCAGAAAUUGCAACCUCCAGUGACAAAGUACAGGAAGAAAUCGAAGAGGGGAAAAACCUUAUCUGCCUCCUUUAGUUUGGAAGAGACCGAGAGGCCAUUUUCCUCCUGGGUAACCUUGUGAAACAGUGCUCCUCUGGUUUCAUCGUCUGAGUCAGGUGAAGAACUAGCCUUUAUCUACCAAAGCCUACAUUCCACGGCCCCAAGCCUUAACAGGACCAGUGCGGGGCAACAUCCAGCUAAGUGAUUGCACUCGAGGGCCGCAGUUCAAACUCUCGGAGGUAGAAUACGAAACUACUGCACGAACCCUGACACACAGCUGACAAGUAUGUCCGACUCUGUCUUCUCCAGGGCUCGUAAAGGGGAAGGAUCUAAACCAUCAGGGCAGCAGUUCGUCUGGCAACAGGAGGCCAGAGCUACAUGUGCAGUUUAUUCUGAAAUGUAUUUCUGCCACCAGGGUGCAUGUCUGUAAGCAUCCCUGCCUCAGAAUGAGGUUUUGGGGUUGGAGUUUUGGUCUCCUCUAGUUGUUCUUCUGAGACUAAAAUGAAGAUUGCAUACUUACAGGGGAUAGCUUAUGUGCUCGAGGGCAUAAUAUGACCAGAGGGGUCAGCAGGUCAGUGUGGAAUCCCAUUGUGGAACAUGCUCUAGGCUGAAUUCCGGGGUAGGGUUGGACUGACUGAACUGUCUCUCCAAGAUUUUAGAAAUCUGAGUAAGGGAAGAAUAAGGACCGGUAUGAUCAUGGGAAUGAAAGUCAAAAAUCCUGCUAGGGAAGACAAAUUCAUUGUACUGCCCAGCAGUCAGGCUAGCACCAGUACUGGUCCAGUCUCCUUGUCUAAAGGAGAUCCUGUGUUUUUCUCCUAGGGUUAGGAUCGAGCUUAGACUGCCAAAAGGAAACCUCACCCUGUUUCCUCAUUCCAGGAACAGAGGUCUCCAAGCCAACUGUGGCUCAUUCAGACGUUCACUGGGAGAACUUACCAGAAUCUCAGCACUUGUGGGGAGACCUUCUCCCACUGUUUGGUAACCAUGUGGUAGUCAGCUAUAUUUCCAACCCCAGCAGUGCAGAAUGACCUUCUUUGCAGGAAAAAAGGAGCUAGUCAUGGGAGUUAAGUUUCUCCAGUUACUAGUGUUAUUUCUGAAAGCAGACUGCAACAUUAAAUUACUUCAGUAGGUGAGUUGCAUCAAACCUUCAUACCCAGAGAAGUACAGAGUAGAAAUUUAAUGCAACAACAAGAGUGCCUAGCACCUGCCUAUGCCUGUUUACAAAAAGAAUGGAACACCACUAUUAAAAGGGAUUCAGGAACUUAAAAUCUGGUUUCUAUGAAUUGCCAGUAAAAUUGAUUCAGAAAAAUGGUAUUAGCCACCACCUCAAAUUUACUUUGGAAUGAUCUCAGUGGCAAGAACCUAGCUGGUAUUACCCAGAGCUUCAGAAUUGCAGAAUGAUAUAGAAACACUCCUUACAUAGUGUAAGCAAGUGGAGUGGACCCCUGAGAUUUCUGGAAGAAUUAAAAGUACAGGACUAUUUGGGCUUAUGAAUCUGUUCCCUGAGAGCUUGCUGUGUGUUAAAAGCUUAACAAAUAAUGACUUAGUACCUUCUUUGGGUAAGGUAUUGUAUGCUAAGGGCCACCCGGCACAGAAACCAGAUUCAGAUUUUACAACACUGCCCAUAGUGAAUCAUAUCCAGGCUGAGUCUAAAACCAUGCCUUGGUGCAAAACAGACAGUUGCUUUAUGUGUAGAUGGAAUGGGGCAACUGAAGUUUUAUUCCCUUCUGGCCUUUGGCCUAUACCACAAACCAUCUUAUCACACAGAUUAAGAGCUAAGGGCAGGAGGGGUGGUGGUGUAGAACCAGGCCUUAAUUGGUUCACCAUUCUUAGACCGAAGUUCAGAAUAAGCAAGAUUUAAGUCCUAUAACCUUGUUUUGUUUUGUUUUGAAAAGAGAAGGAGUAAAUAGCCUUAUAGCAGCCUACUGUAGGGGCUCAGGAAACAUUAAUCCUAACACCACACAGAAAUAGGGUAUGGAAGCCGAAGGACAGGGUUCCUAUCCCUGCUGUGUAUUUUUAUGCUCUAACCAACUUCCAGUGCCCAAAGUCACUACUUUUUAACCCUUAGCAAUAAUUUUUAUUCCAAAAAACAGCAGCCAAGGGGGAUUCCUUUUAUCAGCAGAUUGGCUCCAAAAUCAGUGUUAGGAAAUGGGUUCUCUAACUCCCUUUUCACAGACAAGUUAAAGUCCUAAGCCCUGAGAAUCUUCUGAGAAUGGCCAUCAUCUUUAUUCCCAGACCGCUCUUUGGCUAAGGUGGUGGGGUAGCUCCAGAACACCUGAUAAAACAGUAGUCACAUGUGAAAACGUUACUUCUCUUGGCCAGAAGUAAUUCACCCGACAGUGUUUUUAUCCCAUUAGUCCGAAUGCUACAGACAACAAAGCACAUAUACACGCAUCACCCCAAACCACUACAAAGUACUUAAACACUGAAUUAAAAGCAGAGCAGAGAUGGAAUUUCUGUAGCAGAGACAGAGUAAGAACUAAUGUUGGACCUUUUAAACCUUCCAUCCAUUAGCCAGGCUUUGGGAAAAAUGAAACCUUAAAAUCGUGCUAGUCUACACCAAAACUGUAUAGCUCUUUAAAAACCACUGAAUAUGAGGAAUGUAUUAGACAUAGGUUAAAUAAUUGGACUGAUUGUUGAACCACAUUUUCCUAAUAAAUAUCAAUCACCUAAUCACCUCAAUCUAAAAAUUUAAUACACCUGGGCCAUUACUACUACCAGAAAAGUCUUAUUUAUUUUUGCCUGCAUCUGCGCUUAAAGUUUUGUGAUGGGCUGGGCUUCUCAAUGAACUCCAAGAAGGCAGAAAUACUUGCCUUGGAUUCUGUGGAUUUCUUUUAAACCUGUGUGCUAAUUCAACAAUUGUUACAUUGUGUAAGGAUUUUUGUAUAGUUUUCAAACAUCUGUGGUGUAAUGAUCUUUGUUAAACAUGUAAAGUGCCAUAGCCUUUUUUUAUGUGUAGCAUAUUUAAAAUAUAUAUAUGUAUAUUAUACAUACACAAGUCUGUGUGAAAGAUGUGCAAUAACAGGUGUAUGUAUGUUUUGUUUUUUUUGGAAACUGGACAGGAGUCAGAACAGGGAUUGUUUCUGUUUUGGCAAAGGAGAGUUAAACAUUUUUGCCUUCAUGGCCUAGUCAUUAACCCAUAACAAUUUAAAUGCUACACAAACCGAUGUGAAGACAAGACUGGUAUGAAAUCAUUGAUUCCUGGGUCUAAAUUAAAAUAAUCACUAGAUUUAUGUGAAAAUUAAGCCAGCACCAGGCCCAGUUAAUGCUAGUCUUUCAUGUGAAAUGUGAAGCUGCCACAUUGCCUUUUCUGUUAGUGCAAAACUAGUAGCUGGUACAUAAUCACUAAGGAGCUUUUUCUUAACAUGCUUUGAUAGACCACGUUAAUGCUAGACCACUAUUUAAGGGCUGAUCUCACACCUUCUUCGCCAUAAGAGUCUGGCUUAGAACAGACCUCUCUGUGCAAUAACUUGUGGCCACUAGAAAUCCCUGGCCUGCAUUUAUAUUUGGGCAGCAAUGACUCCCAAGGGCCAAAAGAGUUAAAGGCCUUUAUGACUGGGAUUUCUUCUGAGACUGUGGUGAAACUCCUUCCAAGGCCAGGGGGUCAUUAGGUGCUUUGGAGGAACUCAGCAUCACUUGAUAUUCAGUAGCCACUUGAGCCAAAUAGAAAACUGUAUUGACCGCUAAUGGACUCAAUUUGAGCCUUCAAAUUUAUGGUUAUCCUAUUAUAUUGUAAACUAAAUACAUUGUUUGUCUAGCAUUGAUUAGGUUCCUGUGCAUAUGUAUUUCACAAUGCCGUCCCCUCCCCAGAUUGGAAUUAAACCAGAUUUUGGA
This is a messenger RNA of Enhydra lutris kenyoni (northern sea otter), 4931 nucleotides long. Its product is annotated as LHFPL tetraspan subfamily member 2. The transcript has 5 exons. Bases 450 to 1136 code for a protein of 228 amino acids. Lineage: Eukaryota; Metazoa; Chordata; Mammalia; Carnivora; Mustelidae. Gene Ontology annotation, cellular component: membrane. The record is from RefSeq and is a predicted model, not a curated record.